This is a messenger RNA of Drosophila grimshawi, 1100 nucleotides long. RefSeq lists its product as uncharacterized. Bases 99 to 1028 code for a protein of 309 amino acids. Gene Ontology annotation, molecular function: DNA binding. Lineage: Eukaryota; Metazoa; Arthropoda; Insecta; Diptera; Drosophilidae. The transcript is spliced from 2 exons. The record is from RefSeq and is a predicted model, not a curated record.
UGUCACGGCGAUGUAUCGAUAUUUUUUGGAAUUCACUUAGCGAUGUACGGCAAGCCAAACAAAUAUGUCAUAUCAAAAAUUGUAAACAAACGUUCAAAAUGCACAAUCCUCGAGAGCACCUGCGGUGCCGUAGACGGGGAUGCACCUACACCACAAACAGAGCAUAUAAUCUGGAGCGCCAUGAGCGCAACCAUGACAAGGGCAAGGUGCCGGUGUCGCAGUACCAGCCGUGUCCACAUUGCACUUAUGCGGCCGGAUCGCUGCACAAUUUAAUGCGGCACAUAAGCAAAAAGCACGCAGCGCUGAGUGGAAAAACGACAACAAAGCAACAGGCGAUAACAAGCCAACAACAAGCCGAGCAAACAAAAGUGCCACCUUCGACGGAGGCGAAGUCGGAGUCACUGCCUAACUGUGCGGAACGAAUUCCGGAGCAUCUGACAGAAUCACUGAUACCAGCUGCAGAUUCAUCGCUUUGGUUUUGGAGCACACCGCAGCAGCUGGAGAGGAAUUUUCUGAGGCGUAGUGCUCUCAAGGAAGAAUGUAAAAUACAGGAGCGUUCUAUCAAGUUGUUCAAAUUUUAUGCCUUGGUAAGAGCGAGAGGAGGUGCCUUGAAUGUGGACCAAUGGGAGGAUGUUGCUGCAGCCCUGGGCUUGCCGUCGGGAUCAGGUUGCCAGACCCGCGUCAAGUACAUGGAGUUGUUGUACGAAUUCGAAAAGAAAGAGGAAGAACGUUCGCAGGAGUGGAAGAAUGUGGAAGGGUUGCCUUCCUGGUGGGAUGAUGGCGAUUUUGUCACAGAUAACAUGCAUUUAACAUCCAGCGAUGAGCAGUGGAAACAAAUGAAUUCGCCAUCAAUAACUGCUCGCAAUGCAAUUGUGAAAUUGAUUUACGACAAGUAUUAUGCGAAGCAUUUAAAUAGUAGCAAAGCGUUUCAACGGUUUCACAUGAAGGAUUCCUGGCUGAGGGCAACAAUGUUAAAUUAUCAAGCGCUAAAGCGUGAACUGCAUUCAAAGCAUUGUUUGGGUUCUUGAGCCCUUAGUUUUAUGAAUAAUAGUAUUAUUGUUACUUUUACAAAGUUAUUUAAUAAAACUCUAAGCUAUGUA